Messenger RNA from Prosopis cineraria, 1536 nucleotides. RefSeq lists its product as uncharacterized. NCBI's taxonomy places the organism in Eukaryota, Viridiplantae, Streptophyta, Magnoliopsida, Fabales, Fabaceae. The record is from RefSeq and is a predicted model, not a curated record. The transcript has 2 exons. The coding region runs from base 1 to 1536 and encodes 511 amino acids.
AUGGUGAAGAAUCAAGAUGGGAGUAUACAUUAUGAAGGUGGGAGGGCAAAAAGAAGAGCAAUUAAUGAAGGCACAACACUUGAAGAGUUGAAAAGAAUUAUAAGAUCAUGUAUUGGGUUGGAAACAAAUAUAUUGGAGAUGAAGUAUACCAUAAAACCUGAAAUGAACACAUUAGUUGACCUUGAAGAUGAUGAAGGAGUUGCUAAUUUGAUAGAGUUCAAUGACGGUACUGCCCAUGUUUAUAUUGUUGGCAAUGAUGUUAGUAAUAUAGACAUGGUAACCGAGUCACAUGAGGGCUUGAAUGAACUCAACCAUGAACCCGAAUCGAUACCUCUUUCAAUGAGCACUGCACCAGCACCGUUACCCGAGCUUAAUGCUGUGAAAUGGAAAGAUUUGCUUUAUGGAGUUAGGCAAAUGUUCCAUAAUGCUGUAGAAUUUAGACAAGUACUCUACAAGUUUAGCAUUGGAAAUAAGUUUUGUUAUAGUUUUGUGAAAAAUAACACAAAAAAGGUUAUUGUAAAGUGCAAGGUGGAUGGGUGCAAAUGGAGAGUGAGUGCAUAUGCCAUUUCUGAAACAAGUCCUGUAUUGAGGGUAACAUCAUUAUGUAAUGAGCAUGCACACUCAGCACAAGAUACAUUAGUUGUUCAGCAGAAGGCUAAUGUAAAUCUAACUUCAUCUAUAAUAAUCGAUGAACUAAAGUCAAAUGUUGACAAAACUCCUAACGAGAUUAGACGGGACCUGUACCAAGAAUUUGGGCUUACCCUUACUUAUAGCCAAGCAUACAGGGGAAAAGAGAGAGCAAUGGAGGAGUUGCAUGGUGCUCCUGAAGAUUCAUACAAGUUGAUUCCAUGGAUUUGUCAAAGAUUGACUGAGAAAGAUGUAAGGACAAUAGCAAAAUGGACAGCUUGCAGAGAUAACAGGUUUGAGAGGUUGUUUAUUGCUUAUGGUUGUUGUAUAGAUGGCUUUUUAAAUGGUUGCAGACCUAUUUUAUAUGUUGAUGGAUGUCACUUGAGCGGGCCGUAUAAAGGAACAUUGUUAUCAGCUUCUGCUGAUGAUGCAGAUAAUGAUCUAUUUCCGGUGGCUUAUGCAAUAGUUAGUGGGGAGAAGUUACAAGAAUGGACUUGGUUUAUGCAUAACUUGAAAGAUAUUAUGGGGUCUUUAGAAGUGACUAUUGUAUCUGAUAGACACAAUGCAAUUAUUGGUGCUGUGGGAGCUGUUUUUGGAGGGAAUAGACAUGCAUUUUGCUAUCGGCACAUCAAAGAAAAUUUUAGUGCAGAGUUUGUAAAGAUUGGAAGACGUGGAAGAAGAGCUACCACAACAAGCAAGGAAGAUGCAUUGAAGUUGUUGGAUGCUAUAGCAUAUGCUAGAAUUGAUCUUGAAUUUAAUAGAGCAAUGGGAAAUUUGAGAGCUUUUUGUCCAGAGUUGGCUCAAUGGUUGGAAACUAAUGGUGACAUUAAUAGAUGGGCCUUGUCAAAAUUCCCUUUUUGUAAGUGGGACAACAUAACUAAUAAUUUGUCUGAAUCUUUCAAUGCUUAG